Messenger RNA from Scaptodrosophila lebanonensis, 1739 nucleotides. RefSeq names its product programmed cell death protein 2-like (gene trus). The record is from RefSeq and is a predicted model, not a curated record. The coding region runs from base 62 to 1486 and encodes 474 amino acids. The transcript is spliced from 3 exons. Lineage: Eukaryota; Metazoa; Arthropoda; Insecta; Diptera; Drosophilidae. Gene Ontology annotation, cellular component: cytoplasm.
ACAAUUAAGGCAAAAGGAGCAGAGGACCUGUUAUUUCCAAAAACGGCUGCAUGAGUUAAAAAUGGCAAGGAAUAAGUCCACGGUGUACCUGGGCUAUGUGGAUGAUGAGGAAAUACCUGCAAAGGCUCCCUAUUUGAACAGCUGCACGAAUAAAAUCGGCGGCAAUCCUAACUGGCCGAGAAAUGAAAUUACUGUGCCUGCAUGCCCCGUUUGUGGUAUGUUGCGUCCUCUGAUUGUGCAAAUGUAUGCGCCCUUGGAGCGAUCACAAUUUCAUCGCAAUCUCUACAUUUUUGGAUGUCUGAGUCCAGCUUGCUCCCAAAAUGCCAAGAGCUGGUUAUGUGUGCGCACCCAACACUUGGACACAGCAAAUCAAUUUGAUCUUAUAAGUGAGCAGUCACCGAAGAACACGGGUGGAAAGCAAAAGAAAAAGCAACACAACAGCAAGGCAACUAAGGUGAACUGGUGCAGUGGAGCAGACGAUUGGGGCGAGCCUGAGAUUGCAGAGGAAGACAUGGAUCUGGCUGGUGAUGACGAGCAAAAUGGAAAUGGCAACGUCAGGUCAAAUCUGCUGCAGUAUGGCAACGGGGAGGCUGUGGAUGAUGAAGGUCAGCAGGACUUGGCAAAAAUGGCCGACGAAGAAGAUGACGAUGAAAGCACAUCUGUGGAAAACGACUUGAUCUGUGGGUUCGGUCAGUUAGAUAUGAGCUCUCAGCAGAAUUGUGGUGAAGAUCCCAAUGCGAACUGUGAGGCAGCCGCGGUGGCCACAGCGCGUACGGACGCGGGCGCAACAGCCAUGAUUUGCGCAGAAAUCGAGGGGUCGGAGACGGAUCUCGUACUGGUUGAUACACCAAAAAAGCCAGAACGGGACCUCAUUGCUUUGCUUAAGCACACCUCUCUGCCAGCAACGCUUGGACCACUUUCCCAACUCAAGGACAUUACCCUGAAGUCGUUUUACAUUGCCGUAGAUGUAGAGAAAAGUACUAUGCACGAAAACUAUGACGGGGCUCUUUCGAUGGAUCACAUACGUGACCUUUAUCAGGAAUAUAAGCGACGAGAUGAGGAUCCAGCGCGUUCUCCGCUUUCUGUAGCUCCAUCUGGUAGCGCUGUUGGAGCAGCCAGCGAACCUGUAGAGGAACAGGAGUCGUAUGAAAAAACUUUUCCCGCCCAUGGCGAUGUUAUGUUCCAUAAUUUCAUAACAACCAUUCAACGUAAUCCAGGACAGGUCUUGAGGUAUUCGCGGGAUACGCUUCCACUUUUGGUGGAACCGCUUAAAGAGCCGAUUUUAAAGUGUCAGAACUGUAAGAGCGAAACUAUCUGCGAGGUGCAGCUAUUGCCCACGCUAAUUCCAACGCUGCGAUUUCAACAGGACGGCUCCUACGCACCGAUUGAAUUUGGCACCGUGCUAGUCUUCACUUGUCUCAAAAGCUGCUGGGAUACACCCGACAAGAUGCGCUACGAACACAUUGUUGUGCAGUCAGAAACAUAGAGGAUGGGUUCAUGGAUGGGCAAUGAACUUAGCGAACGAAAUGGCGAUGUUCUUUAGCCGUAUGAAAAUUAUUUUAAACUGCACGUAGUCGUUGUCUCUUCGAUAAUGAAAAGCAAAGCUUCUCAAUUAUCCUAGAAAGAUUUUAUGCUCUAGCUCUUAAGAAUGUUGUACGCUUUUAGACAGCAAAUUCCAAGACCCAUAGAAAAAAUAGUUGCUAAUACUAUGUAUUUCGUUAUUUCUAUUCACAUUAAAA